Messenger RNA from Botrytis cinerea B05.10, 1560 nucleotides. RefSeq lists its product as hypothetical. Gene Ontology annotation, molecular function: ATP binding; Ser-tRNA(Ala) deacylase activity; alanine-tRNA ligase activity. The record is from RefSeq and is a predicted model, not a curated record. Lineage: Eukaryota; Fungi; Ascomycota; Leotiomycetes; Helotiales; Sclerotiniaceae. Gene Ontology annotation, biological process: regulation of translational fidelity; alanyl-tRNA aminoacylation. The coding region runs from base 319 to 1128 and encodes 269 amino acids. The transcript has a single exon.
GGGCUAGCUUAUCCUUGCUAUAUAUCUAGAAGCUUCCGGUUUGAAGUUCACGUUAUACCAGAACUCAUCUGAAAAUCUCCAAGAAUUUUGCCAGAAACUUUGAUACCAAAGUCAGGAAAGUGCAUCCUGAUUAUUAUUUCCCUCGGAUAAGCGUCAAUUCACCGCGGCUACUACAGACUCUCGAAAGGAAUCUGAAUUAGAUGAAAUUCCUGGACUUCAUUUCACUUUUCAAAUCAAACGCCUCAGUUGAUUCAGAAUUAGAAAUCAGCCCGACUUCCCAUCUAUCCAAUCCUUCAGAUUUUCAAAAUUUCAAAAACAAUGACCGAACGCACCCAUCUAGCUUUUCAUCAUGACGCACACCUCUUUACCCUCCAAACCACCACCACAUCCAUAAGCCCUUUCCUGACGCUUUCCGAGGAAGAUAAAUUGCUUUUCAAAGAUGCCAAGGACGAUACACAUGUCAUCAUAACCAAAUCUACCAUUUUUCACCCUCAAGGUGGCGGCCAACCAUCAGAUGAAGGUGUUAUGGAGAGUGAAGAAGGAACCAAAUUCACCGUACAGAUGGUACGCAUGAGCGCCGCUACUGACGGAGAAGUUCUCCACUUCGGUUCAUAUUCCACCCCUACUCAAUUCCUCCCCGGUCAAGAAAUCACCCAGAAAAUCGACAAGGAGAAACGUCUCUUGUACUCCCGUUAUCAUACCGCCGGACAUGUUCUCGGCGCUGCAGUCCGUCAUCUCGUUUCUUCUUCCGUUCCCAAUUUCGACGAAACGAAAGCUUCGCAUUUCCCCUCUUCCGCAGCGUGUGAGUUUGCUGGCCUAAUAGAAAGUACCUGGAAAACGCCCAUCCAGCAAAAGCUCGACGGGUAUAUCGAGGCAGAUAUGCCCGUUGAGAUACACUGGUGGGACGAGGCAGAUUUUAUCGCAAAUGGAAUGGAACGAUUGAUACCCGACCGAGCAGCUAUGGGUAUGACAAAGGAGGAGAAGUUCAGAGUGGUGAAGAUUGUGGGCGCGGAAACUUAUCCUUGUGGUGGGACACACGUGGAUAGUACGAGCCAGUGUGGAAAGACGACUGUCAAGAAGAUUGCGAGAUCUAAGGGGACGAGUAGAGUCGGAUAUACGCUUGGCUGAUGGGAAUGACGUCAAAUUAUGCAAAUCCGUAGCUUUUAGCGAAGCAAGCACAAUUGUAUACAAAAAUGGAAAAGUCGUCCAAGGAAGAUGGAUACGAUGCUUCUGAGAUUACGGCGUAGUCCAACUUAUCUGGUAUGCUACUACUGUCACUGUCACCUUUUCGAGCUUCGGUAACUUACUUGCUAUUUCGAUUCCUCGGAGUUAAAGCACGAUGGGCUUCUUUUAAUAUAAAACCCCAGAUUUAGAAAGUUUCGGUCUAAUUAGAUGCUGUUCAGGAAGAUUUGACGGUAGAGGCGUUCGAGGAGAGGUUAUGGUGAAACAACAAAAAGUGGUUUGGCUUCGCAAAUUCUCUGUAUCUAUAGAUUAAUUGAAUUUUGAGUUAGACCGCAAAGAGGACAAUGAUUUAACAUUAAAAUUUUGAGACCUUUCUCA